AUGGCCCUGGAGCGGAGAAUGGGCCGCGGCGAUAGGAAGGCACCACGGAGUCGGCCAGUGGCCGGAGCCUGCCCCAGCCCCCACCCCGCGGGUAACCUUGGAGGCGCCCUCGGAGAGGCGGGAGCUUGGGGACGGGGAGGGGGAGCGGGGACCGGCGCCUCCUGGCCGCCGCCACAGCGCCCCGGGAACUGCGGGUUACCCAGGCGUCCAGCCCCCACCCCCGGUCCUGGCCCUCAGGCAGCGGUCCCCGAGGAGGCGGCAGCCAUCCCACUGGAUAGUUCUGGCGACCUGUGCCUGAGGACUGGGGCCGAAGGGCGACGUGGGAGCAGGAGCGAACGGGCGGACAUGAAAAAACAGCUUGGUAAUGCCGGGCAAGCGAGCAAAGGUUAUCCUUGCCACCACAGCACCUGCGAAAGCACAAGUGGAACUCACAUAUUUUGCUUCCUGAGUUCUAAAAUGGCUUCUGAACCGUCCAGAGGGGUCUUGCUAAGUUGCCAAGGCUGGCCUCAAACUUAAAUCCUCCUGUCUCAGCCUUCUGAGUCUCUGGGAUUACUGAUGGAUACACCAUGGGCCCAGUGGCAUAUGUCUCUUGAUGGAUAUGUGACCCUGUUUCAGGUUCUACAAAUAGAAAAAAUGGAUCAAGUCCCUCCUCAUCUGAAAUGAAUAAAAAGUUCUAUUCCACAUAUAGGUCCAUGUGAUAUUAAUAGUGCUUACAUGAAAAAAAAAACAUGCUAUAGACAAAUAAA
Messenger RNA from Sciurus carolinensis (gray squirrel), 746 nucleotides. RefSeq names its product acetylcholinesterase collagenic tail peptide-like. NCBI's taxonomy places the organism in Eukaryota, Metazoa, Chordata, Mammalia, Rodentia, Sciuridae. The transcript is spliced from 5 exons. The record is from RefSeq and is a predicted model, not a curated record. Bases 1 to 516 code for a protein of 171 amino acids.